Electrophorus electricus (electric eel) is the source of this 1898-nucleotide messenger RNA. RefSeq names its product sirtuin 3 (gene sirt3). Lineage: Eukaryota; Metazoa; Chordata; Actinopteri; Gymnotiformes; Gymnotidae. The record is from RefSeq and is a predicted model, not a curated record. Gene Ontology annotation, molecular function: NAD+ binding; histone deacetylase activity, NAD-dependent. Gene Ontology annotation, cellular component: nucleus.
UUUACAUGGGGUACUGAAAUUGGGUGAAUUUAUUUGUAAGACGAACUCUGUAUAAGUUUUCCUGUUCUAGAAGUGUUUCAGAAAGUAGACUGCCAGUCAGCGUCAGUCUCAUUAAACAAAUAACAUGACCGCUUUGCUGACUUUACCUAGACGCUAUUUCACUAGAAUUGUCAAAACCAGCGGAGGAGACGUCGGAGGUAGCUCCAUAAAACGGUACAGAGUAACACGGACCUCACACGUCUUAGGGUGUCCGAAACCAGCGACUUCGUUUCGUCGAGGUCUAUCAAGGACAUAUUAUGCCAGUCAGCAGGUCUCACAAAAAUUUGCACAUGCUCAGAAACAGAGAGAACCUUCACCACCAUGUUUUUUUGCUGCCAGAGAACCUUACAUAAAUGCUAUGAAAACAGCGGGCUUUUUGGUGGAGGUGGCAGUGCCCCGCAGCAGACGUUAGAGGAUAUUGCGAAAAGUAUUAGAGAACGACAAUACAAAAGAAUAACUGUGAUGGCAGGAGCAGGAAUCAGUACUCCGAGUGGAAUUCCAGAUUUCAGGUCACCUGGAAGUGGUUUGUACGACAACCUCCAGCAGUACAACCUGCCUUACGCUGAGGCUAUCUUUGAAAUCAACUAUUUCCACUACAACCCCAAACCCUUCUUUGCCUUGGCAAAGGAGUUGUAUCCUGGUAAUUACCAGCCAAACCUGACACACUACUUCAUCCGCUUACUUCAUGACAAGGGCCAGCUACUCCGGAUGUACACUCAGAACAUAGAUGGGCUGGAACGGAUGGCAGGUAUUCCACCUAAGAUGUUGGUGGAGGCACAUGGGACGUUUGCCACAGCCACUUGUAUGGUUUGUCGCAGGGACUACAAAGGAGAAGAGCUGCGAAAUGACAUAAUGGAUGGAACAGUGCCUAAUUGCCCUCACUACUUCCCAAUGACAGACCUACUAAUUGUAAUGGGAACAUCUUUAGAGGUAGAGCCCUUUGCCAGCUUGGCUGGAACUGUGCGUGGUUCUGUUCCUCGCCUCCUGAUAAAUCGUGAUCCGGUUGGGCCUUUUGCCUGUGGGUCUCCACGGCACAAUGACGUGGCUGAGCUAGGAGAUGUGGUGAGUGGGGUAAGGAAGCUGGCAGAGGCCCUGGGUUGGAUGUCUGAGCUGGAGGCACUUAUGGCUGCUGAAACUCAGAAGGCUUCCAGGAAAAGUGAUGCAUGAGCAGUGAGAUUUGAGGCAAGCUUCACUGCAGGACUCUUCCUCUUACCACACAGCCGUGUGAUGUCAUAGCUCGAGCCACAGUGCCCUGGCAUGGCCCACUGGCUUGUGAGUGGGCACAGAGGAACUGGGAGUGAGGCUACACUGUGAGGGCUGCAGUGCUCUGAGACUCUUACUGCAGUGGUUGCUUCACAGCCUCAAGCUUAUUGGGGAAUCCUUAAUUCCCUAAUUAGUCCAUUGGAUGAGUUUAAUUUUAGCCUCUGAUACUUUGUCUUUAGUGGUUUUGUGGUUGGUGUUUUAUGAUAUAGGCUUUUCAUGUCAGCACUUUGAAAGCUCUCUGAUGUUUUGAAUGUGUCUGAUAGCACAUCCUUCUUCAAUUUUAAAUAAUAGUAAUUUACAACUGAGUCAUAAACAAUGAAUUAUUAAAUGUGAUAUUCUUUACAGAUGAUUUUCAUUGCUAUUUUAAAGGUAAAGGCAUUGAACAUUAUCAUGUAGUUUCUUGAUAAUUUCAAUAACUUAUUCAUUAAAUACUAUACUUUGAUUGCAGUCAGAAGAGGGAUAAAAUCAAACCUUCCAGUGUUCCAUGGAAGAUCAUAACAAGCAUUAUGUCCAUAAUAAAGCUCCACUUCUAGGUGGAGCUAAUCAAUGUCAAUAAACUCUCAUUAAGGAAUUAAAAUUUUACUCCUUUACAGUAA